AUUGCAAAAUGGUGAUGAAGACAUUUCUUGUGUUAGACGUGUAGUGCAGUGUGGUUGUGAUGGUCAAAGCACUGUGACGCUGUGUAAUUUUAUAGUUUGUAUUGCAGUGAUUGAUGAUGCUUGCGGUAUAGUGAACUUGCAUUUCAUGGUGCAGUGAAGGUCAGUUACAUUUUAUUCAAAUUUUAACAGGUUGGUUGUAAAAGGUCAAUGCUGUAAGGAAACAAUUUUUUUUCCUGCCAAGCACAAGACAUGUGCCUGAUUAUGUUGCCACAUAAAUCCGUCUUAGAUCCUGGCGGCCUCAAACGGCAAAUUUGGAUUUACAAUUAAUAUUACCUGGAUUCGAGGUACAACUCCCCUCUUUUAAACAGAUGUGACGCAGUAAAGGAUACGCCUUACCAGCCUCCAGUUGUAUUAUUAUUUUUUUUUUUAAUGAGUAUACAGUUUUACUAACCUUAUAUUUGUCGAAAUUGUGCGGUGGAUCCUCAAACCUUCGUCAUAGUAAGAGCGCAUUAAAAUCUGAGGCUGUGGUGCAGCGUGGGAGGCAAGAAUCAGUUGAUGUUUUCACAUGGAGAGGCGUUUUUAAAGUUGAAUUUCAAUAGAGAGACAUUUUUGAAUAAAUUAUGCAGAAACAAAAAUAGCCUAAACUCGUAUGUUCAGAAUUACUGUGGCUUCUGCAGAACAGCAGGUAACAAAAACCUUUCUAAUAAUAAUAAUUAUUAUUGUUAUUAUUAUUAUUAUUCGGUUAGUAGUAGUCCUAUUCGAUUAGGCUGUAUUUUCCUCAUGUCAUGGCAGGAUGCCACAGUUGGUAGCGUUACGAAAGUCCUGGCUAUCGGCUCAGUCCUGGAGGCAGCAGGGCCUGCCCGCUUUACUUUUAUCGGUCCGGGCUGCAUAUCUUCACCAACACUGUGUCCGGAUGCCGCGGCCGCGGUGCGUGUAAUCGAGCCGGGGCAUGUGGCGCUUUGAUUUCCUGUCCUUCGUGUAGGCUACUGAUAGGCGGGUUUGUCUGUCUGUAGCCGACAAGUGCUAAAAAGCAUACAUUGCGAUCAGCAGCUAAUCUAUUGGUGACCCCGCCAGAGUGUGUGCUCGUGCAAAAUUUGAUGAGUCCAGGUUAAAACAGCCCCCGAGCCAAGGUUUGUCUUGGACAUCGUUUUUCUGUGUGUGUGUGUGUGUGUGUGUGUGUGUGUGUUAUGGAAGAUUUCGUUUGAGCUGAUUGAUCAGUAAAUGUGGGUGUGUUAAAUUGAGUGCAACUGUGAUCUAAAUUUGAACACCUGUUGGCAAAGUUUUAAAGGAAAAUGAUAUCAAGCACAAACAUCGAAUUAUUCUCAAAGGCAAUGUAGCUGAGUAACAUGCAUGCACCUGCAAUGGAUGAAGCGCACCGGUCCGCGCGACUCUGUCCUUUAGUUCGGUGCGUAAUGACGCUUAACAAGCGCUACAAUCUGCGUUCUGGGCGAACAGAAAACAAGUCGUCUCUGUUAGGGGCUUCUUUCUUUUGAGCAUAAUGCUCAUGGUAACGUGAAACUGUCACCGCAGGCAUGAGGACGGUGAGUGUCUGUCACAUAAUAACAGUCUACGGCCCGAAUGACCACCAGACCGGGACAAAGCUCCACCAAACUUUGUCAGGAGUUUAAUCCAAAUGAAGGUGUAUUUAGUGUGAGGAUUUGUUCUGAAUUUCGCCAGUUCUUGCAGCUAAUUGGCUGUUAUUUUAUUCCGCGGUGUUUUAGGAAAGAUCAAACACACCAAACACACUCUUGCAAACCUGCAAGGACGUGCGUGCCAUAAUGUUAAAGUGUGGGCCCUAUGUGUGUCAAUAUGAUCUAUAGAUAGGCUAUAGGUUCAGAGUUUCCCCCUGCCCUUUUAGUCAACCACAAGGUUACAUGCAGUCUCUCAGCAAGUGACACCCUGGGGUGCGCCUCCGCUUAUCCUCUCCCCCUGUCAGAUUGAGUAAGGCGCUGAUAAGGCCUGUAUCGCUUCUCCUGAUUGCCACGCGCUCCUCUGGAGACACGAGCCGCAGUCUGAUCCGAGAGGGACCGGUAGCUCCCGACGGUGGGCUCUACACUGGAAAAAAAAAAAGUCCGGAUUCAAGAGUCAUUCAGAGUCUGACGUGGUGUCUGGUUUUUAUUUUUAAAUACAGGCUAAGGCAUGAGCAGCAACUGCUGAUAAUUCCACGGGUGUUUCUUGAAACAAAUGUCGGGCAAAGGCAAAACACGUCAUAUGUUAUCAAGUCCUGAAAUUAGUGAAUUUGCAUGAAGAGAGGUGACAAGAAGUCGCCCCCGCGGCAGACUAUUUUCCUAUCACCUGUAACCACGCUGCAUGCUGACUAAAACACUGCAUGCGUGCAUUAUUUGAGGCGCUGUGAGCAGAGGAGCCUCUGCAGGGGCACCUGUCCGUGCAACACCUGGCAGACGGGACGGGCGGUGUGCGCAUGCUCCCUACUCAGGUCGAAAUCUCUUAAAGCACUUGGAGCCGCAUCUCCCCACCAUCAAAUCUUUGCAGGGUUCAGAGCGAGUAGCAGCGUCCACCCGAGGAGUCCUCUGGAUUAUUACCACUGAUUUGCCUGCUCCCAGGUCAGAGAUGCCUCGCUCCUUCAUGGUGAAGAGUAAAAAGGCGCACAGUUACCACCAGCCCCGGAGUUUAGAGGAUGACUACAGCAGGCUGGACACUAUACUGGCGCACAUAUGCUCAGAUGCAGACUGUCCUCCGUGUGUCCUGUCAGAGGCAGAUAAGCUCCCGGAUGACACUGACAUGUCGGUGGACAGGUAUGGCCUGUCUCCUGACUCCAACCUUGCUGACGCUGCUGAGUUUUCCCCGAAGUCCCCGCUGAGCUGCGCCGACAGCCUGUGCGGUCGCUCCACAGACUAUGAGGACUUCUGGAGGCCUCCGUCCCCCUCUGCAUCACCGGUUGAUUCAGAGAAAUCCCUGUCUCCUCUGGUGGACGAGACCCAGCCCUUCAGUGUCCCCUUCCGGCCGUAUGCCUGGAGCAAUUACCCGGGGCCCGGGUUGAGGCCCCUGGUGCGGCAGAGCCUCCAUCCCGGCAUGGAGGUGGACAGGGGCCCGGCAGCUAUGGCCUUCUACGGGAGCAGGAGCACCCAUUCAGCUCUGUACCCAGAACGGACUCUGGGCGAGGAGACGUACAGCGACUACAGGAGGCAUGCCGCAGCUCUGCUGUUUCCUGAGGAAGGCCGGGUUGGAAAAGCCCAUAAUGUGAAGGCCCAGUCGGAGCUGCUCUGCUCCAGUCUGAUCCUCAACGGUGCUUACAAAUGUGUCAAGUGCAGUAAGGUGUUUUCUACUCCGCACGGUUUGGAAGUCCACGUCCGCAGAUCGCACAGCGGCACCAGGCCAUUUGCGUGCGAAAUCUGCGGCAAAACCUUCGGACACGCAGUGAGCCUGGAACAGCAUAAAGCGGUGCACUCUCAGGAAAGAAGUUUCGACUGCAAAAUAUGCGGUAAAAGUUUCAAGAGGUCGUCCACUCUGUCGACGCACCUGCUCAUCCACUCCGACACUCGGCCAUACCCCUGCCAGUACUGCGGGAAGAGGUUCCACCAGAAGUCCGACAUGAAGAAGCACACAUUCAUCCACACAGGGGAGAAGCCGCACAAAUGCCAGGUGUGUGGGAAAGCGUUCAGCCAGAGCUCCAACCUCAUCACGCACAGUAGGAAGCACACCGGAUACAAACCUUUCGGCUGCGACCUCUGCGGCAAAGGUUUCCAGAGGAAAGUGGACCUGAGGAGACACAAAGAGACGCAGCACGGACUGAAAUGAUUAAACGGCGAUCACUGCACAAAUCACGUCAUACAAUCUGGCCGCUGAGUCUUUAAAUUAUUGUCCUUGAAAUGAGUGAGGACAUCUGACAAAAGACAUUUUAGACCGAGGACAUUUUUCGCCUUUCCACCCCCCCAAUCACUCAGCUUCAGGACAUUUCAUGGAUCAAAGCUGAAUUUGAGCCACCUCUAGCUUUGUAAAAACCUAUUGUGAAAGUGCAUUGGAAAUAUUGUAUAUAAUGAUCUCAGCCGACAGGCAGAUAUUUUUUAAUUUAUUUUAAUAAGGAAAACGUAAAAGUCUCAUGAAUAAGACUUGAGGUUUAAACACACGAUGAUUUGCAGUGUGAAGACAUCGGCAACACUAAUUAUUCCCCCUGCUAUAGACUGCAGAUUAUUGUAAAGGUCCAGAAAACCAGAGAUAAGCUGUGAACUGUGAGAAAAGCAGAUGAUGAAAUAAAUAAAUGCAUUGUGUUUGUAUGUCGACUGAUAUGAAUCAGCUAUAGUGGGCACUCAACCCAAAAUAUUUGCACUCGCACCUAAAUAACCGGAUCGACAAUAAGAGAUGAAAAUCCGCGCCUUUCCAAAGAACAUUUUGUUUUCUGUUCAGAGACAUGCUGGCAAAACAGCCUCCUCAGACUGUGUGAUUUAAUAAACAGGAGGGUCACUGCCUCACUCACGAAUUUCACUUUUCCAUGUUGCACAUUUUAUUGUCAGAUUUAACCUUUUGUCGUUUACAAAUAAAUAUGCUUUUUUGUUUUCAA
Messenger RNA from Micropterus salmoides (largemouth bass), 4519 nucleotides. RefSeq names its product growth factor independent 1A transcription repressor b (gene gfi1ab). Gene Ontology annotation, cellular component: nucleus. NCBI's taxonomy places the organism in Eukaryota, Metazoa, Chordata, Actinopteri, Centrarchiformes, Centrarchidae. The coding region runs from base 2572 to 3759 and encodes 395 amino acids. The record is from RefSeq and is a predicted model, not a curated record. The transcript has 6 exons.